Messenger RNA from Penicillium daleae, 1032 nucleotides. RefSeq names its product glycosyl hydrolasefamily 18. The transcript is spliced from 5 exons. Bases 1 to 1032 code for a protein of 343 amino acids. Gene Ontology annotation, biological process: carbohydrate metabolic process. NCBI's taxonomy places the organism in Eukaryota, Fungi, Ascomycota, Eurotiomycetes, Eurotiales, Aspergillaceae. Gene Ontology annotation, molecular function: chitinase activity. The record is from RefSeq and is a predicted model, not a curated record. Gene Ontology annotation, cellular component: extracellular region.
AUGGGUCUGAAAAGCUUUGUGCUCUCCGCUGCGUUUGUUGCUUCGCUGCAAGGCGUUCGCGCGUCUAUUUUUGCAGAGUCAACUCCAAAAGUCGCCGCCUACCUGAAUGGUGGUGGCCAGGGUCUCGCAACAUUCUGUCAGAAUCCUAACGUUGAUAUCAUUCAACUAGCAUUCGUGGACCAACUCGAUACCGAGCCUCUGUCUGCGUCUCUCUCAGGCAUUCAAGGUUGGGAGAUUACACAAUGUCAAAACCAAGGGAAAACCAUCCUUGUCUCGCUCGGAGGAGCGACCUAUCAUCAAUCCGAUCGACAAGGAGGCUGGAGCACUCCCGAGCUAGCCUCGCAAAUGGCCGAUAAACUGUGGAAUAAAUAUGGCCCCGGCGCUAACGGCCAAGGUCCCUUCGGCACCGCAGUAAUCGACGGAUUCGACUUCGAUUUCGAAGUGCCCAUGUCCAACCUACCCGCCUUCACAAACAGGCUGAUCACGCUGAAAAACAGCCCGGGGUUGAAGAAGCCAUUUUAUCUCACUGCCGCCCCUCAGUGCCAAUGGCCAGACAAGAACCUCCAAACCGUUCUGGACUCCAACAUGGGCGCAUUUGAUGCUAUCUUUGUUCAGUUCUACAACAACCCGGAGUGCGGAAUUGGUGCUGGCUACCAGCGUCGCUCUCAAGGACUUUCUGCCCGUCGCUCUGGGCUGCUUGGCAACUUCAACCUGGCUAAUUGGUUGACGCUGGCCUCGCAAAGCAAUGGCGAGACGAACAAUAACUGGAGAGUCGAUGUUGCAACUGCUCCUGGUUCAGGUGCCAAGGCAAAUAAGCCAAAGAUCUUUGUCGGAGUUCCCGGUGGCACUGCGGGAACUGAGACUCCUAACAGUGGAUAUGUCGACGUUAAUACGCUGAAGCAAGCCAUUGAGUCGGUAACUGCAAACGGGCAUGCGAACUUUGGCGGUGUCUCGAUUUGGAGUCUUCAGGUUGCUAUUAGCAAUGGGAACUUCCUAGCCAAUGUCAAGAAUGUGUUGAAGAGUUGGACGUGA